Molecule: messenger RNA, 729 nt
Organism: Manis javanica (Malayan pangolin)
Lineage: Eukaryota; Metazoa; Chordata; Mammalia; Pholidota; Manidae
Source: RefSeq, a predicted model, not a curated record
AUGAAACCUGCAUAUGAUAUUCUCCAGCUCCUGUGGGCCUGUGCCGUGCUCCUGCCUUACCCCCAUCAGCAUCCCCUCUACAGCAGGACCCUGUGUGCACUGCCCGCCACUUGGGGCCUAUGGCUGAGGAAGCCAGGCCAGACCCCAGGCCUCUGUAAGAAGGGGCUGCUCCCUUGGGAGGUCUCAAGACACCUGCACCAGGGGACAGGGCUGCCAGCCGUGCACUGCCCUGGGACGCAGCCACACUCACCUUCCUCCAGGUCAUUUCGGGCAGCAGCUUCCAGAAGGGUGACACUGGGAGGGAAGAGGACCCGCUUCCGCGGCACGCCACCCGCUACCUCCUUCCGUGGCCUCUCCCUGUGGCUCUUCUCAGCCUGGGCCCACAUCUUCACCUGCUGGGCGCGUCGCUUCUGGGCAUGCUUCAGCCGCUCCUGUGUGCUCAUCCGGCCCACUACAGGCAUCUCUGCCAGCAGCUCUAGGUGCUCAGCCAUGGUGGGGGCUGCCUACCAGGGGGGCUGCCCGGGACACCAGGUGCCCACCAGGAGUCCCAAUUUUCACUCGGCCAGGCCCUGUGACCAUCUAGAUACAGACCCAGACCUGCACUUGGACGUCUCAGGAGGAGGAUCCCCCAAGGGCCAAGGCUCCCCAGCAGAGUGGGCUCCUAGAGUCUCAGGGACUGGCUUCACCUCCCCGGAUGGGUGCCGACUGCACAGCCACAACUGAUCUUCC